UUGUUUUGCAUUAGGUUUACGUUAGCAUCUUCGAAAGCUGGUUGGAAUUGUUGAGUGUGUUUACAUGUGAGAAAUAUAUCUUCGUUAUUGUUCGUUCCGUCUAUGACCUUUUUAGGUUUUCCAUUAUCUGAUUGUGCUUCUUAGAGUGAGGUCUGAAGUAAAGUUUUCUUCACUAUCAUGGCCAUGCUUUCGAUGGUUGAGGAUUUUAAACGAAAUAGGAGAUUUGUGUGACUCAGUUCAGGUACCUCGUCCUGAGAAAAUUGGAAUGAAUGGAUAUGACAAUGUCAGCAACAACUUGUUACAGUAUGAUUAGAUUCAGUGGCGCUCUCCGGAGAACAUUUGUAUCACCAUAUCCCAAGAGAAAGUGUGCAAAAAGAGUUUUGAGAAAGUUUUCCAUAUGUGCCUCACCAUUUACUUCUACAGUUGACCCUAUCAUUGUCCACUCCUCUCAAUUUCAAGUAUUGGCUUCCAACCUUUCGGCAGCCAAUGUCCCCCAACGGUCAGAGGAAUGGUUUGCCCUUCGCAAGGACAAGCUUACUACUAGCACAUUCAGUACUGCGUUAGGCUUCUGGAAAGGGAGCCGUCGCGGUGAGCUGUGGCACGAGAAGGUGUUUGCAUCAGAGGCACAAAUCAUGGAAGUUUCUAAGAAUAGCGCCAUGGAAUGGGGAACACUCAAUGAAGCAGUAGCCAUAGAACAGUAUAAAAAGAUCACAGGUAAUGAAGUGAGCUCAAUGGGGUUUGCUGUUCAUUCGAAGCAGUCUUAUGAUUGGCUUGGUGCGUCCCCUGAUGGGGUUCUUGGGUGCGCUCCACAAGUUGGAUUGUUAGAAGUUAAGUGCCCUUAUAACAAGGGCAAACCUGAGGCUGGCUUGCCUUGGUCAAGCAUGCCUUUUUAUUACAUGCCUCAAGUGCAAGGGCAGAUGGAGAUAAUGGAUUGUGAGUGGGUUGAUUUGUAUUGCUGGAUGCCAAAUGGGAGCACUAUAUUUCGCGUGCUGAGGCAGCGUGAGUACUGGAACUUGAUACAUGAGAUUCUACGUGAGUUUUGGUGGGAAAAUGUGGUUCCAGCAAGGGAAGUUCUACUGUUGGGACGUGAAGAAGAAGAGGUGAAAUCAUAUAAGCCUGCAUCUACACACAAAAAGACAGGAUUAGCAAUUGCAAAGAGCAUAAAAUUGGCCAGUGAAACAAAGCUGUUAUGCAGAGAACUUGCAGGCCAUAUUGAAUUUUUUAGUUGAUUCAAGUUCAGAAGUAGUUGGUUAAGCUAUUGAUUCAUUUUGCAUCGAAUUUUUUUUUACAACCUUUCAUGUGUUGGUUGUUUUGUGAGACAGAUUUGGUGCCUAAACUGGAGGGAGAAGUUGCAGGUUCUGUCUUUGGCACCCUGUUAAAAAUCUAACACCAUUUGUAGACAGUGCUCUUCAAAUCUAACAACAUUUGUACACAUCUCUUUAGAUUAUUGUUUCUAUUUGUUUCUUUUUACAGAAACACUAAGUAGGUGUGUUAAGCUCUGUAAAAUAUUUUUAAACAAAAUUUAAUUUCACAUAGACAUUUCUUGAGAUGCACUUGAGAGAA
Vigna unguiculata (cowpea) is the source of this 1563-nucleotide messenger RNA. RefSeq names its product Restriction endonuclease, type II-like superfamily protein. The record is from RefSeq and is a predicted model, not a curated record. NCBI's taxonomy places the organism in Eukaryota, Viridiplantae, Streptophyta, Magnoliopsida, Fabales, Fabaceae.